Messenger RNA from Cuscuta campestris, 1642 nucleotides. The record is from the annotation of a GenBank genome assembly. Lineage: Eukaryota; Viridiplantae; Streptophyta; Magnoliopsida; Solanales; Convolvulaceae.
UCUACUCAAAUAACUUAUUUGAGUAGAUUAGGUGUUUAAUUUGCUUCUAAUCUAAUUACCGGGAGAUAUUUCCAUUUUGGAUUAUUUUGAAGUUUGAUCAUUCUUCACUGGAGGAUAUUUUUCCACUUUUUCCCAAUAAAAUCUCCGAAUUGCUCUGAAAAUAUCUUCUAAAUCUAGAGAAAGUUCUAUUGAUUAGUGACACUACCUCCGACGACCAACUAUGACCGCCGUCGCCGUCGCCGUCGCCGAGGACAACGACGUUCUGGACACGCCGUUACUGGGUGCGGAGCGGGCCAAUCUGCUGCACCGUAUCACGGAAGAAGGCGGCUACGCUUACGCGAGAAUGGAAGCGCAAGCGGCCGGAGGCGAUCCUAAGGCGGCGGAGGCGGCGAGGGAGAUGGCCUGGGAGCAGCUGCAUUCCGGUCCGUGGCAUUCGGUUGUCCCCGUCUGGAGGGACGCGUACUCCUUAGCGUGUCUCCACGUGGCCAGGCUCCAUUACGCCGCCGGCGAGUUCUGCCAGGCGAUUCGAGCUCUCGACAUGGGCAUCAUCAUGGGCGGAUUGACCCUCCGAGACGACUUGAAUCUCGCAAUACGAAAGGCCACUAGAAAAGCCAGCAGUUCUCUAGAAGCUUCUCCAGCAAAUGAUCAAUUGGAACAAACGCAUAGAAUAGUUUCUCGAGAUCUUAGCACAGAAGAGGUAAUGCGGAUAUUGCCUAUAAAGUCACUCUCUUGUAAAAUGGUUAGCAAAAGGUCUGCAUUAUCAUUGGAAAGCUUCCUAAGGGACCAUUUUUUAACAGGUUCACCUGUUAUAAUAAAAGAUUCAAUGGAUCAUUGGCCAGCAAAAAGCAAGUGGAACAAUUUGAGCUACUUACGUAGCAUUGCCGGAUUUCGUACUGUUCCAGUUGAGGUAGGAAAGAACUAUUUGUGCUCAGAUUGGAAACAAGAGCUGAUCACAUUCUCUGAGUUUCUAGAGAGGAUUCAGAGCAAUGGUUACGCUUUCACUGAAACUACAUACCUAGCUCAGCACCAGUUAUUUGAUCAGAUCCAAGAGCUAAAGCAGGACAUUCUUAUCCCUGAUUACUGUUUUGCUGGAGGUGGGGAAAUCAGGUCGCUUAAUGCUUGGUUUGGCCCGGCUGGUACAGUGACACCAUUGCAUCAUGACCCUCAUCAUAAUAUACUUGCUCAGGUGGUUGGCAAAAAGUAUAUUAGACUUUACCCUGCCACACUCUCAGAAGAGCUUUACCCACACACUGAGAGAAUGCUAUGCAAUUCCAGCCAGGUGGAUCUCGACAACAUGGAUGAAAGCAAAUUCCCAAAGAUGGCAGAGCUCGAGUUCCAAGAUUGCAUCUUAGAGGAAGGGGAGAUGCUAUACAUACCCCCAAGGUGGUGGCACUACGUUCGCUCUCUCACCACAAGCUUCUCGGUCAGUUUUUGGUGGAGCAAUGCCGACAAAGGUUCAUGAGGUUCACACUUAUUCUUCUUCUCAAUUCUUUUGUGUCAUAACUUAUAGUUUAAUUUGUUUUUCUUUUGUGCAACACAAAACAAGUUAAUGUGGGGUUUCAAUUGUACCGUUAUCCCUCUUGCAAUUCUUCCCUUUGGUUCUUCCUUUUCUUCUUCUUGAUUGGAAACAUGGGAAUUAUGG